Molecule: messenger RNA, 3527 nt
Organism: Drosophila persimilis
Lineage: Eukaryota; Metazoa; Arthropoda; Insecta; Diptera; Drosophilidae
Product: sodium-dependent serotonin transporter
Exons: 8
Coding region: 800-2692 (630 amino acids)
Biological process (GO): sodium ion transmembrane transport; serotonin uptake
Cellular component (GO): membrane; neuron projection
Molecular function (GO): serotonin binding; serotonin:sodium:chloride symporter activity
Source: RefSeq, a predicted model, not a curated record
CAUACAAGUACAGGUGACACUUUACCUUACGACGGGGCCCACUCUCCACUCUCCACUCACCUCUUCGCACCGCACUCGUGGGUCAUGGGAUUCAAUCAACUUCGAUGAGCAACAGUUUGUUGCAAUUUAAGUUACUCUUUGCCACCUGUCCAGCUCCAUUCCGCCACGCCCCAUGUGGCCGGCACAGGCACGAGGCUGCACACACACGAUGGGGCUUGCUGCCGAGGACUUCGUGGCGCCCGCCUGCGCAUCGCGCGUAUAAAAGGACCACUCCGGCCGGAGGAUUCAUCAGUUGGCCCAGCGAAGCGGCGCGCGUCUCUCAAUUCGAGGACCAAGGGACCCCCUCCAACAGUGUUCUUAAGUUCCAAAGUGUCCGGAAGACAAAUAAGAAUGUGUGACAAUUGAAAUUGUGGCUAUUGAAAUUUCUAUUAAAAUUCUUUGACGAAAUUAAUGGCCAGCAGAGGCAUUGAAGCCUCCUCCAGUCCGCCGGAACCGUGCAGCAUGUGAGAGGCCGAGUGGCGAAAUGCCAUUUUCACGACCACAGCGCUAAACGGGCCGGAAAAGAGAGAGGAAACUGCGAGGAAGCAGCCCAUCCAGAGAGCAGCAGAGGACCGAGGACGAGACCUUGGCAACUCCCACCCCUGUUUCGCCCCUGGCCCCUGAGCUGACUGAGGAGCGAUUCCGGCUGGCUACGCUAGUGCCGCGAUCGGCGUACACGGCCACGCCUCCCGCCCAGGCCCAGGCCAAGGCACAGGCAGAGGCAGAGGGACAAGCAGCAGCCGAUCCCUGCCCCAGAACGAUGGAACGAAGCGCGAGUGUCAAUAACAGCUCCGAGUUCGGCGGCGGCCACAGCUCAGCCUCGACGGCGGGCAGAUCCACGGCCACGCCCUGGACGAACAACAAGGAGUCACCGAACAACGAGGAUGACUCGAACGAGGACGAUGGCGACACACUUGCCACACCCGCCAAGGUCACCGAUCCGCUGGCACCGCGUCUGGCGAACAAUGAGCGUGUGCUGGUUGUGUCCGUGACGGAGCGUACCCGCGAGACUUGGGGCCAGAAGGCCGAGUUCCUGCUGGCCGUCAUCGGUUUUGCCGUCGAUCUGGGCAACGUGUGGCGUUUCCCCUAUAUCUGCUACCAGAACGGCGGCGGUGCCUUCCUAGUGCCCUACUGCCUCUUCCUCAUCUUCGGCGGCCUGCCGCUGUUCUACAUGGAAUUGGCCCUCGGACAAUUUCAUCGAUGCGGCUGCCUAAGCAUCUGGAAGCGCAUCUGUCCGGCCCUAAAAGGUGUUGGCUAUGCGAUUUGUUUAAUCGACAUCUAUAUGGGGAUGUACUACAACACAAUUAUUGGAUGGGCGGUCUACUAUCUGUUUGCCUCAUUCACCUCGAAGCUGCCGUGGACGUCGUGCGACAAUCCCUGGAACACGGACAACUGUAUGCCCGUGACCAGCGAGAACUUCACCGAAUUGGCCACCUCGCCAGCCAAAGAGUUUUUCGAGCGCCGAGUCCUGGAGAGCUACAAGGGCAACGGUCUGGACUACAUGGGACCCGUGAAGCCCACCCUGGCUCUGUGUGUCUUCGGGGUCUUUGUGCUGGUGUACUUCUCGCUGUGGAAGGGUGUGCGGAGUGCCGGAAAGGUGGUUUGGGUGACGGCCUUGGCCCCGUAUGUGGUGCUGAUCAUCCUCCUGGUGCGCGGAGUCUCACUGCCUGGCGCCGAUGAGGGCAUCAAGUACUACCUGACGCCCGAGUGGCACAAGCUGAAGAACUCCAAGGUCUGGAUAGAUGCCGCCUCGCAGAUCUUCUUCUCUCUGGGCCCCGGCUUCGGCACACUCCUCGCCCUCUCCAGCUACAACAAAUUCAACAACAACUGCUAUCGAGAUGCCCUCAUAACGAGCACCAUUAACUGCCUGACCAGCUUCCUGGCCGGAUUCGUCAUCUUCUCGGUCUUGGGAUACAUGGCCUAUGUGCAAAAGACAUCGAUUGAUAAGGUGGGGCUGGAGGGGCCUGGGCUGGUGUUCAUCGUCUACCCCGAGGCCAUAGCCACGAUGAGCGGCUCUGUGUUCUGGAGCAUCAUAUUCUUCCUGAUGCUCAUCACCCUGGGCUUGGACAGCACCUUUGGGGGCCUGGAGGCCAUGAUAACGGCGCUGUGCGACGAGUAUCCCCGUGCGAUUGGCAGGCGUCGAGAGCUGUUUGUCCUGCUGCUGCUCGUCUUCAUCUUCCUGUGCGCCCUGCCCACAAUGACUUAUGGUGGCGUUGUCCUGGUCAAUUUCCUGAAUGUCUACGGGCCCGGCCUGGCCAUCCUCUUUGUGGUGUUCGUGGAGGCUGCCGGAGUGUUCUGGUUCUACGGCGUGGACCGCUUUAGCUCCGAUGUGGAGCAGAUGCUGGGCUCCAAGCCGGGACUGUUCUGGCGCAUCUGCUGGACCUACAUCAGUCCGGUGUUCCUGCUGACAAUAUUCAUAUUCUCGAUCCUGGGCUACAAGGAGAUGCUGGGCGAGGAGUACUACUAUCCGGACUGGAGCUACAAGGUGGGCUGGGCUGUGACCUGCUCCUCCGUGCUGUGCAUACCCAUGUACAUCAUCUACAAGUUCUGCUUUGCGACCAAGGGUGAUUGCCGGCAGCGGCUGAAGGAUUCCUUCCAGCCGGACGACAGCAGUGGCUCGGUGGUCCCCGGCCAGCAGGGCACCUCGGUGUGACAUGACAACGUCGUGCACUUGAACAUCCACACCAACAGGACCAAGAUCAAGAUAUAUAAUUUGAAUUGUAAAAGCUUUUCACCAACAACGACAGUACCAGUACCCCUCGAAGAGAGCAGCAGCAAUAGGCUGCUGAAUAGCUACCACUCCUACCACACAAAUAAUCUUAGCUACCACUAUCCAGAUCCAGACGCAGAUCCCACAAAGCACACCCACACCCCGAAUGGGGUGGAUCAGAAUUGGAUCGACAAUGAUAUUAUUACGUAUGGCGCUAGUGCUAGUGCUAGUGUUAGGCCCUCGCAUUCGCAUAGCCAUAAUAGUUUAGGUCUCCAUAGCAGGACCCCCUUUGCUGCCACUGCUGGCGAGGACAAUAACUACGGCCUGAGGCUCGGCAGCUGCAAGCCGCUGAAGUUUCCUCUGGCCAGCGAGUGGCUGGUUUGAAGGAGCAUCCGCGACGAUAGCAUCCACGAAAGCUCUGCAAGCAGCCAUUUUGCAGGGCUUUCCCGAGGUGCACGGUGUGCGUGUCCUCCACUUGGUACCAAAUUACAGGACAGUUGUACUCUUUCACGUUUAGUUUGUAAGCGUUAAGCGUAGCUCAGCUCGUAAGUAAAGCGACAUUUGGUAAAAUGCUUUCAUAGAAAAAUAGUAGAGACAUAAAAUACAUUCUCGAAACACCCUGUACAAUGCCUGCACUUACACAAAACAUUUCCCUCUGUUUUCGGUUAGAGGAACAAUCGUAACACAGCCAUUUACAUUGUUUUUCUAACGCGUGUUCGUUGAUACUAAAAUUAAAUAAUAAAUAUUCCAUACAUAUUAUUUCGGUUAUACGAAAUAA